This is a messenger RNA of Nelumbo nucifera (sacred lotus), 1040 nucleotides long. RefSeq lists its product as uncharacterized. NCBI's taxonomy places the organism in Eukaryota, Viridiplantae, Streptophyta, Magnoliopsida, Proteales, Nelumbonaceae. The record is from RefSeq and is a predicted model, not a curated record.
CCCAACCCAUGUUAGACUGCUAAUGUUAAAUUGUUAAUGAUUAUGGAAUUAGGUAUUUUACUGCAUGUUUGACUAAUACCUCAAAAGCUUUAAGAUUAUUGGAAUGCAUCAAACCAAGCCCUUUAACAUUUAGACCAUAGCCUAUUACCAUGCUUUUGCACCUGACAUUUAGGCAACUUCAUAUUUAGGUAGCUUUGUGGCAGACCAUGCCCCUCUAACAUUUAAGACCGUAAAAUACUCCAAUCCCAUUGUCCUGUAUCCGAACGUUUAGGCUCUUGGCAUGAGACGGACAGGGCUGAUACUUUGAAUCUUCUUGACAAGCCAAACGGGGGAACAAAGCUAAAUCACUUCAUUCGUUCUGGUCCAAAAAAGGAAUAAAAAAGGAAGUUCUAGGCCAACCAUCUCCACACCUUUGUCCAGUCGGUAUCGCAAACAAAAAGACAGGUUUUUAUCAUGACGAAACUAUCCAGUGCCCAGAAAUUUCUGAAGAAAAUAGGGUUGGGGAAGGAGGAUUACUACUUCUGGAAACAAAUUGGGAAAGCUCUACUCUGUACCUACACAGUCUUCGGUGUGGCUUGGUUGUGGAAUGAAACAUCUCCACUCGGUUGGUGGACGCUGAAGCCUCGACCCAAGGAAGAGAAAGAGAUGGCCCACCUAUACGAGCGUCGCAGGUUCCCAUAUCCAGGCGACAAAGAGGCAGUGGAAGAGUUCAUUGCGGGUGGGGGUGCACUUGGCACCACCAUUGGUCCAAAAGGGUUUAUUGAAUCGAGCAAGGACUCCGACAAUUUCCAGAAGAAAUUACAAUCAAAGAAGUUCGAGCAAGAAGCCCUGAAGCUAUGGAUGAGGAUGAAGAACGAAGUCAUUUCGGAGCUUCAGGAGAAAGGGUACGACGUUGAGUGACCGUCUGCAUUACCCUCUAUCUGAAAUGAAAGCUGUUAAUUAGACUGCUAUUGUUACUAUCUUGUCCAGUCUCACUAGCAUGUAAUCAAAUUAUUUGGACGACAAAGAACCAGUUACCUGGAAUCAAAGUUCACUUGUUA